AUGGAGACCAAAGAGACCGCCGCGGAAGAUAGCCACGGCUCUGAUAACGAUGGUAGCCGCCCCGUCCGACAGAAAUUGAAGCAAACGUCGAUUACUUCGAUCCCGCUUGAACAGGCGGCUAAUGACGAUAAAGAGACCACCGGGAAGGGGACAGACUCAGCCAACGGGCCUGAGAGGUUCCAGAGUGGUUCGGAUAGUCGGUCGAGCAGCCGCGGCCGGAAACGGUCCUUUGAGGACGAGGAAGACGAGAACGACGACGAGGAACACGGCCACAGGCGCAAGAGAUCGCGUGACUCUACAACCGAGGGCGACGAUCAACAGCCCCAGGCUGAGGUUAGCAACUCCAGGAAAAUCCUGAGCCCGAAGAAGAAGAGAAGCAGGGACCAACUCGAUAAAGAGGAGCCCAAGCUAGCUGCUUCGGAACAAACGGUUAGCAAGACUGAAAUCGGGGAACUGGAGAAGGAAGGACAGCCUGAAAAGAAGCGACACCGUGAUAACUCGACAGAGAGGGAGCCAGCAACGAUCACAAGUGCUUUUGCCAAUACGUCCUCAGUCUCUCCAUUCGGUUCACUUGGAGCGACAGAACUAGAGGAAAAGCCUGCCAAAGCGGCCGCGGUAACUUCCAAUUCGGCCUUCGCUUCAUCAAGUUUGGCGGCGUUUGCUAGCUCAGAACAAUCACCCUUUGGUUCACUUGGAGCUUCAACACCAUCUGUCUUCAAGUCGCCCACUCCGGCAGAGGCCGAGAAACCAGCCACAACCGGGUUCGCAACUGCGGUGGGUACUUCGGGCUUUGCAUCAUUGGGUUCUGGAUUUUCAGGCUUCAGCGGUGGCUUCGGGGCCGCUGCGAAAUCUGGGGGGCUUACCAGCUUCGCUUCUCCCGCUGCGACUAGUGCCCUGGGUAGCAGCACUAAAGACAAGCCAUUCGGCGUAGCAGAGGACGAAGAGGCAGAGGAAGAGGAGGGCGAAGGCGAGACUCGGCCCAAGGAAUUCGAGCAAGAAAAGACCGAUGAGAGGUUUUUUGAGCAGCAGAUCGAAACGGGCGAGGAAGAAGAAAAGACAUAUUUCAGCUGCAAAGCUAAACUCUUCCAAUUUACGAAUAAGGAAUGGAAGGAGCGCGGUCUCGGCACAUUCAAGGUGAAUGUCAAGGUAAAGGACGGCAAAGAGGAUAAGAAGGCAGCUCGGAUGCUCAUGCGAGCCGACGGCGUUCUAAGAGUCAUGCUCAACUCACCUAUCUUCAAGGGAAUGAAGGUUGGUGACGGUGCUGGCAGCGAACCAAAAUCCAAGCAGAUCCAUCUGGCUGGUGUCGAAGAUGGCCGCACCGUUCCUCUCCUGCUGCGGACGGGCAAUGAGGAGCUUGCUAAGGAGCUCUAUCAUGUUAUUCAAGAUCUGCUGCAGCACCAAUAG
This is a messenger RNA of Aspergillus clavatus NRRL 1, 1404 nucleotides long. RefSeq names its product Ran-binding domain-containing protein. Lineage: Eukaryota; Fungi; Ascomycota; Eurotiomycetes; Eurotiales; Aspergillaceae. Gene Ontology annotation, cellular component: nuclear pore; cytoplasm. The transcript has 5 exons. Gene Ontology annotation, molecular function: GTPase activator activity. Gene Ontology annotation, biological process: intracellular transport. The coding region runs from base 1 to 1404 and encodes 467 amino acids. The record is from RefSeq and is a predicted model, not a curated record.